GUCGUUUCAAGACACUUGAUUGGCUGAAAGAGAUGGUCACGUGACAUGAAACAACAAACUCAGGUUGCCUCGUGGAAGUUUGUUUGCAACUUUGACCGACUUUCAUGGGCUCAUGUUUUCUGGCAUUUCACACGAAAGACCACAUGCAGUUUUGAGUCCAUGAUAUUGAAUAGGGAGAUUUGCGAUCAGUGAGGGCCACAAAAGAAACAUUUUGGACAGAGUAACUGGACUUACAGUACCACACUCAUCCCAAAGGGAGACACGGGAAUAAGACUCACCAAGGCAGUUUGACACAAAGAUUAGGAGAUCAGUCACUUGAUAUUGGACCAUGCUGCACCAUGUGUGCCGUCGCCAUGAGGCAUGUCGCCACAUGUUCAAGCGUGUAGGUGGCGCUGUGUGCUCCAAUUGGCGACAUAUGAGUGAUGGUCAGAGAGUAGUUGCCAUUCGACGUGAGACCAUUAAUGUUUGGGAGAGAAGAGCACCGCUGUCCCCUAGUCAUGUGGCGAAACUUGUCAAAGAUGGGGUAAAGGUUAUUGUCCAGCCGUCCAACAGGAGAGCCUACAGCAUGCAGGAAUAUGCUAACAGGGGUGCUGUCAUCCAGGAAGACCUGAGUGAGGCAUCCCUGGUGAUCGGCGUGAAGCAGGUUCCCAUUGACCUCCUCAUGCCAGAGAAGACAUAUGCUUUCUUCUCCCACACCAUCAAGGCGCAGGAGGCCAACAUGUCACUGCUUGAUGCAAUUCUGGAAAAGAAUAUUCGCCUGAUCGACUAUGAGAAGAUGGUGGAUGAGGAGGGCCAACGUGUGGUUGCUUUCGGGAAGUAUGCGGGCGUGUCAGGCAUGAUCAACGUACUGCACGGGAUGGGGCUCCGCCUGCUGGCUCUUGGGCAUCACACUCCGUUCAUGCACAUCGGACCCAGUCACAACUACCGGAACACCGAGAUGGCCCGACAGGCUGUGCGGGACGCGGGCUACGAGAUCGCUCUAGACAGACUGCCUAAGUCACUUGGUACUCUCACAUUCGUGUUUACAGGCUCUGGGAAUGUCUCCAAGGGUGCUCAAGAAGUGUUUCAGGAGCUGCCGCACGAGUACAUCGAGCCAGAGUAUCUCCCCAAGGUUGCCAGACAUGGAGCUACAAACAAGGUGUAUGCUUGUGAAGUGAGCCGAAAUGACCAUUAUGUCCGGAAGGAAGGCGGGCCAUUCAAUGCAAAUGAAUUUGAGGAGCACCCUGAAAGAUAUGCCUCAGCUUUCAGUCAUAAGGUGGCGCCGUAUGCUUCCUGUAUCAUCAAUGGCAUAUACUGGGCACCGAAUGCCCCUCGUCUCCUGUCCAUCCCAGACGCCAAGGUGCUUCUACGACCGCAGGAAUCCCCGUGGAUCGCGUCGAGUGCGGGAUGCCCUCAACUCCCCCAUCGGCUCGUGGCCCUCUGUGAUAUCUCCGCCGACCCUGGCGGCUCCAUCGAGUUCAUGAAAGAGUGCACAACCAUUGACUCCCCGUUCUGUUUGUACGAUGCUGAACAGAACAUGGAGACAGAGAGUUUCGCUGGUGAUGGUGUCCUGAUCUGCUCAAUCGACAACAUGCCUGCCCAGAUCCCACGCGAGGCCACCGACUUCUUUGGGAGCCUCUUGUUGCCCUACGUUAAAGACAUGUUGAAAUCUGAAGCCAAACAUUCCUUCGAAGAGUAUGACUGUUCUCCUGUGGUCAGAAAUGCAGUGAUAGCUUCCAAUGGAUCUCUUGCCCCAAAUUAUGAAUACAUAGAUGUUCUCCGACAAAAAGCUAAGGACAAGAGGAGGGCAGGUCACAAGGCCCAGCGGACCUCCAGUGGCAUUGAGAAACGGGUGCUGGUUCUUGGUGCAGGCUACGUUGCUGGCCCGGCGGUAGACUACCUGUUACGCGACAACUCCACACACGUCACUGUGGCAUCCCAAUACAGCGAGGAGCUUGACGCCAUCAGUCAGAAAUGUCCGGCGGCGGACUGUUUGUUGAUGGACGUACAGCGGAGUCAGGAGGACCUGCAACGCCUUAUCCCUGAACAUGACUUGGUCGUCAGCUUGUUGCCGUAUGCGCUCCACCCCGACAUUGCCAAGCUGUGUAUUGACCACAAACGGAACAUGGUGACAGCCAGCUACGUGUCCCCAGCCAUGCAGAACCUCCAUCAAAGUGCCGUGGAUGCAGGUGUGACCAUCAUGAACGAGAUCGGUGUCGACCCUGGCAUUGACCACAUGAUGGCAAUGCAGUGCUUUGAUGAGGUCCGGAACGAUGGAGGAAAGAUCACGUCCUAUGUUUCCUGGUGUGGGGGGUUACCUGCCCCUGAAUAUUCGGACACACCCCUUCACUAUAAAUUCAGUUGGUUCCCAAGGGGUGUUUUGAUGAACUGUCUCGCAGGGGCCAAAUAUCUCAAAAACAAACAGAUGGUGGAGGUGUCACCCGGGGGAGGCCUCUUGGAGGCAGUGGAGCCCCUCCACUUCAUGCCGGGGUUCAACCUGGAGGGCUUCCCCAACAGAGACUCUACAGCCUACAUCAACAAGUAUGGUAUUGAAUCUGCCAAUACUGUGCUUAGGGGCACCAUCAGAUACCAGGGUUACAGCACAGCCAUCAAGGGUUUGAUGCAGCUUGGGCUGAUGGACUUGGAGCCUCAUCCUUCACUGCAUCCUGGUGGACCAGACAUCACAUGGAAGGGCUUUAUGAGCAACAUGUUCGGCAAGUCACAUGACAUAUUUGAGGACAGUCUGAAGGACCUGGUGUAUGAGAAGUUGGGGCGUAACAAGCACAUGCUUGACACUAUCAUCAGACUUGGCCUUCUGAUGGAUGAGAUCAUAGAGAAGAAGGGCAACCCCAUGGACACCUUCAGCUCCUACCUAGCCAGGAGGCUGGCCUACGGCCCGAUGGAGCGUGACCUGCUACUGAUGCGUCACGACAUCGGCAUCUCGUGGCCAGACGGGUCCCUGGAGCAGCGGCAGCUCAACCUGGUGGUGUAUGGAGACCAGGGAGGCUUCUCUGCCAUGGCUAAGACUGUCGGGCUACCUACGGCCAUCGCUGCCAAGAUGAUCCUAGAAGGCGAGAUUCAGGAGAAGGGCAUCGUCAUACCACUGUCCAGGAAUGUGUACCAGCCCAUCAUGUCCCGCCUCAACCAGGAGGGCAUUCAAGGCACCGAGAAGAUCAGAUUACUGUAACGUGUGUUAGGAUAGCACUAUUUUCUAGAGUGAAGGACAUCUGAUACACUCUCUACCCAGAAAUAAUAUAUUCACCGAUAAAAGAAACAUGAAAACCAUACAUGAAUUAAUAUAUGAAGAUUUACUCACAUUCAAGAGAUGUUAGAUUGGUUUAAAGCACAAACGAACAUACUGUCAAGUUGUGUGUACCGACGCCCAUGAACGCUUCACAUGUGACAACAUAGAUCCAUGACUUGAGAGUGCCAUUUGUCUCGUGCAUGAUUGGCGUGUAGAGUUUGAAAAUCCCGUGCAGCACAUCGUGAUAAGAAUACAGACACAGUGGUAACACCAGACUAGUUUUGUCAUUAAGUGGUACACAUUGGAAACAUCUCUUCUUAACGUACGUACUUCUCUAUAUGUUUCUAUGGUUCGCGUUUCUUUUGGUGGUGAGUAUACUUCUUUCUUAGGUGGAAGUAUCAUGUUGAGGUUUAUCAAGAAUGUAGAAUGUAGAAUCUGACAUGUUUUUAACGCUACAUCUUUGUAAAUCUGUGGUGUGUCAUGUGACAGGUCAGGUGAUGGAUCAGAGCCCCGAUUUGAGGACUGCAGGUUUCCGUUAGGCUGGAGUUGAUAAGAGCAUGAUACUGAAUGAAGGUGGAAGUACAAGGCUUAGAUCGCUUCAUGAUUUUUCUGGCCAAGAAUAUCUUACCAUUAAUGUUUGUUGACGUUCGUGAUGAAGUGUAAUCGAGUGAUUACAUUCUUUCACCUGGCUGUUACCAAACUUAUACAACUCAAAGAUGGUUAUAUAUCACCUUAUUCUUCCAUAUUACUAUAGUUACUAUGGCAAUUGUUUCAUAUUACUGUACUUAAUAUGGCGAUUUUUUUCAUAUCACUAUAGUUAAUGUAGCAGUUCUUUCAUAUUACUAUAGUUAAUAUGGCGAUUCCUUCAUAUCGCUCCACGAAAUGGAAGGGGGAUAUAAGAAUGGGUGUUGUCCGUCUGUCCGUCACGUUUUGUUUCCAGACAGAGCUAAAAAACCAUGAGAGAUAUCUUAACCAAACUUGGCACAUGGAUAGGUCUAGUGGUGAACUGAUGCCUUUUGAUAGUUUGGGAUUUAAAAAAAAAAAAAAUCAGUUUCCAUAGCAAUGACUUU
This is a messenger RNA of Haliotis rufescens (red abalone), 4293 nucleotides long. RefSeq names its product alpha-aminoadipic semialdehyde synthase, mitochondrial-like. Gene Ontology annotation, molecular function: saccharopine dehydrogenase activity. Gene Ontology annotation, cellular component: cytoplasm. Lineage: Eukaryota; Metazoa; Mollusca; Gastropoda; Lepetellida; Haliotidae. The record is from RefSeq and is a predicted model, not a curated record. Bases 329 to 3166 code for a protein of 945 amino acids. The transcript is spliced from 23 exons.